Molecule: messenger RNA, 3833 nt
Organism: Lampris incognitus (smalleye Pacific opah)
Lineage: Eukaryota; Metazoa; Chordata; Actinopteri; Lampriformes; Lampridae
Gene: snta1
Product: syntrophin, alpha 1
Exons: 8
Coding region: 98-1552 (484 amino acids)
Cellular component (GO): sarcolemma; intracellular anatomical structure; dystrophin-associated glycoprotein complex
Molecular function (GO): protein binding; structural molecule activity
Source: RefSeq, a predicted model, not a curated record
GUGUGUGUGUGCGUGUGUGUCCCCUGCCAUCUCCCCCACCCCUAUCUCUUUACAGGACUGCCAACCCGUCUAGAGUUAUUCCAGGAAUGCGUUGAACAUGGCUGCCGCUAUGAAGGCACAGAAAACGGGACUGCUGGAGCUCCGAGUCACCGUGGACCGCUGGAUCCGGGUUUUGGCCACCCUGACCGAGGAGACCCUGACGUUAAGUCCCGGAGAGGCCGGGGAGGAACCGGGCAAACCCAGCCCGACCCCCGCCGGCGCCUUGAACGGAGAUCCGCCGAACCUCAGCUCGUCCCCGGUCCCGGAGACGAUCACCAACGUGAAGCGCACCGUGCGCGUCACCAAGCAGGACGUGGGAGGACUCGGAAUCAGUAUCAAAGGUGGGAAGGAGAAUAAGAUGCCAAUCCUCAUCUCGAAAAUCUUCAAGGGUCUGGCUGCUGAUCAGACUGAGGCGCUCUACGUCGGUGACGCCAUCUUGUCGGUCAAUGGGUUCGACCUGCGGGAGGCAACACAUGAUGAGGCCGUGCAGGCCCUCAAGAAGACCGGCAAGGAGGUCAUCCUCGAAGUGAAGUACAUCAAGGAGAUGUCGGCCUUCUUUAAAAACUCGGGCUCUCCUGGGGCGUCCCUCCCGUGGGAGUCGCCUCCGUCCACGCCUCAGCGAGCCGCCGACGCCGAGUUGAGGGAGCCCCGCAGCAUCCCGCUCAAAAUGUGCCAGGUGUCCCGGAAACAGUGCCCCCCAGACACGGAAAACAGGUAUUUCGAAGUGAUCUCGUCCAGCAGAAAGAACUCUGUGUUCCUGCGGGCAAAAGACCCGGCCAUGGCUCAGUCCUGGUACAGCGCCAUCCUGGCGGGCACCGCCAACUUGGUGCCCAGAGUGAAAGAGGAGAUGAAGGCCCUGCAGCCUGGCAUGGAGGUCAAACAUCUGGGCUGGAUUAUGGAGCAGGUCACUCAUGGUCCAGAGAGGCCAGUGAUGGCAGUGUUGACUGACAGAGACCUGCUUCUGUUCCCCACCCUGCCGGACAGCAAAGAGAGUAUCAGCAGUCCUACCAAGAGCCACCCACUCAUCACUACACGACUGGUUCACUCCGGCCCAGGGAAAAGUUCUCCCUUGCUGGACUCAGAGCUGUCAUUUGGCCUUCGUUCGGGCACAAAACAAGGCGUGGAGACACACGUGUUCAGGGUGGACUCGGCCAAGGAGCUCUCUGCCUGGACUCACCUGCUGGUGGAGGGCUGCCACAACGCCGCCGAGCUCAUCCAGGAAGUCACCACAGCCUGCAGCUGGAAUGGGAAGGAGUGCACGUUGGGCGUGCACAUCGACGAGGGAUUCACGCUGUUCACCGAGGAGAUGGGUGUUCGGAAAAGCGUUCUGUUGCAGCAGCCCUUCGAGCGCCUCAGGAUGUCUUCAGACGAUGGUGUUCGCAUGAUGUUUCUAGACUUUGGAGGCCCAGAGGCCGAGAUACAACUGGACCUCCACUGUUGUCCCAAGACCAUCGUCUUCAUCAUCCACUCUUUCCUGUCCGCUAAGGUCAAGCGGCUUGGCCUGCUGGCAUGAUAACGACAAACCAGUCAGUCAGAGGAGUACCACUGGGAAUAUUCAGAAAAGAAAAUACACACACACACACACACGCACACACACACAGCUCAGAAGACUCGGGAGGAGACAGACGAGGAGAAGGUGCUGACUUUAACUGCUUACUUUUCAGCCUCUUUGGGGCUUUCACGACCGUCAUCUCUGCCAGACACCCACUGUUCUGGCAAGCAGAAAAGUCAGAACUCUGCGAUGUGUGAUGGACCUUUUGUUGAACUUGUAGCUUUGUUUUUGUUACUUACAGAGAGCGUAGGUCAACAGUCACACAAGCCAUUUGACGACUGAAAUCUGUCACCGCAGGUUCCAGCAUGCCAUGAUGAUGAUGAUGAUGAUGAUGAUGGAUGGCAAACUGUAGGAUUGUGACAGCCUGUAUCAUACUGUAUCCGGGCUUCAGCCUCCACCCGUACACCUUUCAUUAUCUGAGCCCCCAUUGUUGAGUUUUUUUGUUUUGUUUCAUGAGUCAUGGCGGGCGGCUGUCACCCGCCUCCUUUCAUCUGUCAGUCUUUAUGUGCCGCAAGCAGUCAUGACAAAAGCAGUCGCCUCACGAGCAGAAGCUGUUGUGAUAGAUAGUACAAAAAAAAAAUCAUUUCGGCGUUGAGGCACCUUCAAGUGGAGCGAGAAGAUAUCACACACCCAUCGCCAAAUGAUCAAUAGUCUAAUAAUAAUAAUGUAAAGAACACCACUUUAAUAUCUUCCCUUAUGAUGCAGCCUAGCACCUGUUGACAUGGAUUUUAAAAUGAUCACUAACCUGUCUCUCUCUACGUGGAGCUAUAAUAACCUUAUUUUUUUAAUUUCUCCAGUUUGAAUGUCUAAAAUGGAAAAAAAAUUGUUUUGUUUUUGCAGCUAAGCUGAUUUUCUACUCUUAUUAUUCCCUCUGUCCUCAUUAAAGAAGAAAAAAAAAUCAGAUGGCAUAUGACAAACCGAAAACCAGACUGCUAUGUUAUGUAAACACUGUUUUUACCUUCUUUCUUUUUUUUAGCCUAGCCAUUAAAUAUCAGAGACAGAUAAGGACUGAUGACUCUCCUUACACGAUGUUGACGUCCAUCAGGAGCCUGAAGCCGUCUGGAGUGUCGGACAUGAGCAGCCUCUUUACAUUUGCUGCUGCUGCUCAUAAGCCCGCUGUUUCCUUCAGCCCAUGUGAUUUAGAAGUGCCAGAAAAGAACAGAAGUCCAGUUAAGCUACUGUAGCGAAUUCGGGGGUAGUGUAACGACCACGGAUGAGUAGACUCGCUAACUGGUUGGCUAACGGGUCAGACCCUUUAGUCGACUGGUUAAUGUAGUCACCCAUGGUGCGUCCCGGCUGCGGCGGUUCCUGGCUGCCCCCUGAAUCCGCUACAUCGGUGUCAGAAGUGGGAUGGUGAGACCGUGAGGCCAUUUGAAACGCGUGCGCCCAGAGGCAUGAGGGAGCUGGUAUGCUGAAGCGCGGGGACACGCUUCCUGAAUUCAGGGGGCAGCCGGGAACCACCGGGACGCGAACCCAGGUCACCUGCACCAUGGGGGUCUACAUUAACCAGUUGACUAAAGGGUCCGACCCGUUAGCCAACCGGCUAGGGAGUCUACUCAUCUGUGGUCAUUACACCACCCCCCUCCUUCAGGAAGCGCGUCCCCGCACUUCAGCAUACCAGCUCCCUCAUGCCUCUGGGCACACGCGCUUCCGAUGGCCUCACCAUCCCACGUCUGCCACCAAUGCAGCGAAUUCAGGGGGCAGCCGGUAAUCCGUUGCAGCCGGGAAGCGAACCCGGGUUGCCCGCACCACGGGCGACUGCGCUAACCAGUCAAUUAAAGGGUCCAACCCGUUAGCCAAGGGCUAGCAAGUCUAGUCAUAGGUGGUCGUUACACUACUCUUUCUGUAAAAAUAAGCAUUUUAGUUAAAACCAUUUCAGUACACAAUGUUCCUGUCUUUACUUUGGAAUUAAUUUGCCAUAACAAAUAAAUACGUUACAGGGACUUUUUGUUUUUUAUUCCUUGUGGCCAAAAUGUCAACACAUGCAUUGAAACACCAGUAGAAAAAAAAAAUGUUAAUGUGUUCACAUCGUAAAACGUUUGAAUAAUUUCUCUCAUUUCUUCUCUGUCAGCGGACCCACGAACUGAGGCCUUUUCUCUGUAUGAUGCUAAACAGACUUAUAUUAAUAUAUAUUUCAAAGCUAAAACUCAUUUGCUUUCAAGAAUAAUAUGUAUGUAUAUUCUUAUUUAAACAAAGGUGUGCCUUGCAGGGUUGUUUGUAUAUAAAAGUGUAAUAAACUCUG